Molecule: messenger RNA, 1647 nt
Organism: Botrytis sinoallii
Lineage: Eukaryota; Fungi; Ascomycota; Leotiomycetes; Helotiales; Sclerotiniaceae
Exons: 5
Coding region: 1-1647 (548 amino acids)
Source: RefSeq, a predicted model, not a curated record
AUGGAUUUAACCUCACUUCAAUCCGUUUUACUUUCAUUAUUCGUCUUUCCCUUUCUUGUAAUUGCACAAAAUAUCACAGCAUCUCUAGAUUAUGGCACAUUCCAAGGUGCAUACUCAUCUACAUAUAACAUAACCUAUUAUCAGAAAAUCCCCUUUGCAGCACCCCCAACUGGGAACAAUAGGUUUAGAGGCCCACAGCCUCCUCUUCCUAUCACAAAUGGAACCUAUAACUCCAUUCAAACAUUUCCCGCUUGUCCUCAAAAAGGUAAUGUUGGAUCAGAGGACUGUCUUUACUUAUCCCUCUACUCUCGCCCAUGGACGUCCAAUCAGCCACUCCGACCAGUCAUGGUAGUUUUCUUCGGGGGCGGAUUCAUUCAAGGCGGUGGUUCGCUGGCAGUUCCCCCUUCGGCCUAUCCCGUUCUCAAUGUCUCUGCUCAGAAUGAUAUACUCUUCGUAUACCCCAACUAUCGUGUCAAUACAUUUGGAUUUCUCCCAGGAAAAGAGAUUGCCGAAGAUGAAAAUUCAGAUCUAAAUCCUGGAUUGCUGGAUCAGAGAGCCGUUCUUGAGUGGGUAAAUAAGUAUAUCGAUCAGUUUGGCGGAGACAAAGAUAAUGUGGGCAUUUGGGGGCAAAGCGCAGGAGCGGGCAGUGUGGUCGCACAAGUCCUCGCCACUUCCGGGGAAACCACUCCACCCCUCUUUAAUCGUGCUCUCGCUUCCUCUCCUUUCUGGCCCAAAUCAUACACCUACGAUGCUCCCCAAGCUCAAUCCAUUUACGAUACCAUGACGGACCUGACAAACUGCACUGGCGCUAUCAAUGGCACUCUACAGUGUUUGAAAUCUCUAGAAUGGGAGGUUCUGGCCGAAGCCGCGCUAGUUGUUGCGGCGAGUCAUACUUGGAAUACUAGUAGUUAUACGUGGGCGCCAGUUAUUGAUGGGAAGUUCCUGAAGAAAACUUUGAGUGAAGCGACGGUCAAUGCGAAGGGUGGCAGAGGCGGCAAAGGGGAAAUCGCUAUUACAGGGGGAUGGGGCAUGUAUAAUGCGCAUGAAGGCGAAAACUUCGUUCCCUCCGGUCUUCAAAACGCCACGGACACCGGUACACCACCCUUCAACUCCACCAUCGCCUCCUUCAACGUCUGGCUCGCCGGCUACCUCCCCUCAUUUUCCAAAUCCCAGCUCGAUGCCGUGCGCGCCCUAUACCCUCUUUCCGGCACUGCAGAGACCUUUCCCGCCUACAACACCACGUACGAGCGAGCAGGACUUAUAUAUCGAGACUCGGUAUUGGCAUGUCCGGCUCUGUGGACGAGCAAGGCGGCGAGUGGACGCGGAUGGAUGGGAGAAUAUACGAUCCGUCCCGCGAGACAUGGAAGCGAUACCAUCUAUUGGAACCAAGUCAACGCGGUCCAAAAAUCGCAACCGCUCAUCUAUCAAGGCUACGCCGGAGCAUUCGCCUCCUUCAUGGCAACCGGAAACCCCAACAAACACAAGCUGACAAAUGCAUCGGAGCCGGGCGUGCCAGAAGUCACUACCGGAAGGGAAUAUGUAAUUGCGAGUGAUGGGUUCGCAAAUGUGGGGAUUGAUGUGGGGAGAUACAGCUUGGAGGCAAGGUGUAAAUUUUGGGCUAGUGUUGCGGGAAGUGUGCCGAUUUAG